Messenger RNA from Fomitiporia mediterranea MF3/22, 528 nucleotides. RefSeq lists its product as uncharacterized. The transcript is spliced from 4 exons. The record is from RefSeq and is a predicted model, not a curated record. Bases 1 to 528 code for a protein of 175 amino acids. Lineage: Eukaryota; Fungi; Basidiomycota; Agaricomycetes; Hymenochaetales; Hymenochaetaceae.
AUGCCACUAAUAGAGAAUACCUCAGUUUGUGACUACACUAUUAGCAACAAUACUUUGAGACUAGCAAUCAUUGACUGGACAAUUCCGAUGGUGUACGGAUUUGCCCUCAUGUUGCUCGCGCUAUAUAAAGCCGCAGAAUACUGGAAAAUGUCAACGAGGUUCAGAGGAUUCAAGCUGGUCGAGAUUCUUAUCCGCGAUCAGAUAAUAUACUUCCUCCUCGCGAUAAUGUGUUGCAUUUUCAACCUUUUAUAUCCUAAACUGGAUGUCGAAAACGUAAUUUUAGCAUCCAUCCUUGGGCAAGUUGGGAACCCAUCGUUCCUAUGUAUUUUGGGAAGUCGACUACUUUUCAACUUGAAGGAAGCCGGAAAGCUAGGCGUAAACGAAGGCACAAACUACCGGACGAAAUCCAUGAGUAACAUUAAAUUUGAGCAACCAGCUGCGUAUGAAGGAACUUUCACCAGCAACGUCAAAGUUGCUACAGAAGACAGUGGCUCCACCGCAUUCGUGCCGCAGGAUUCCUCUGUCUAA